This is a messenger RNA of Salpingoeca rosetta, 699 nucleotides long. Its product is annotated as phytoceramidase. Bases 1 to 699 code for a protein of 232 amino acids. Gene Ontology annotation, cellular component: endoplasmic reticulum membrane. The record is from RefSeq and is a predicted model, not a curated record. Gene Ontology annotation, biological process: ceramide metabolic process. The transcript is spliced from 5 exons. Lineage: Eukaryota; Choanoflagellata; Craspedida; Salpingoecidae.
AUGCGCGAGGACAACCUGACUGUUGGGGGUGGCGGCUUUGGCCAUGGCUUUUGGGGCCAGCCAACGUCGUCCAUCGACUGGUGUGAGGAAAACUACGUGGUGUCACACUACAUUGCCGAGUUUUACAACACCGUGUCGUCGCUGGUCAUUGCGUUGUUUGGGUUGUACGGCGCCAUGCACUGGCGCUCUAUCGGCCACGAGCCCCGCUUCAUGGCCCUCUGGGCGUCCAUUAUCUGCGUCGGCAUUGGUUCGGCUCUGUUCCACGGCACGCUGCUGUUCUCUAUGCAGAUGAUGGACGAGCUGCCCAUGGUGUAUGCCAUGUUGGUGUGGCUGUACAUUUGGAUUGAGAAUGAGACCGAGACGCCGCGGAAGAAAUACCUGCCCGCCUUCCUCGCCGCAUAUGGCGUGUUCUGGACCUUUGUCCACACCUACCUCGGCUUUGCCACCAUCUUCCAGAUUCACUUUGGGUUGCUGGUGGUUGCGGGCUACACGUUUGUUGGUCGCUUCGCCUUCAAGACACAAGACCCGAGGAUCAAGUGGUUCAGUGUGCUGUAUGUUGCGCCGUUUGUGCUCGCGUUUGCGCUCUGGAGCACGGAGCGCAUCUUCUGCUCCAGCGUCCGCCCAUUCCAAUUUCAUGCAUGGUGGCACGUUCUCUCCGGAAUCAGGUUUGUUGGUUUGCCUGCUCUGUGCGUUGCAUAG